Schizophyllum commune H4-8 is the source of this 2057-nucleotide messenger RNA. RefSeq lists its product as uncharacterized. The record is from RefSeq and is a predicted model, not a curated record. The transcript is spliced from 18 exons. Bases 1 to 1896 code for a protein of 631 amino acids. Lineage: Eukaryota; Fungi; Basidiomycota; Agaricomycetes; Agaricales; Schizophyllaceae.
AUGCCGCUGGAGAGUAUGAAGACGCGCCUUGUUUAUGCACUGAAAGCGUCGAGAAAAGAUCUCUGGCGCGUACAGGCGGGUGAUGGCAUCGACGAUGGAGACCGCAUCGACGCGAUUCUGACGACCGCGGCGCUGGAUGCCUUCGACCACGACCACACGAUCGUUGCCUUCGAGUCCUCGAAACCGGCCGCUCAACUGUACGAUGUGGUGGCGGAGGCGUAUCUCGAUCUCCCUAGCCGCACCCUCGAUCUCCAAGAAGCUGUCCCGCUCUUGCGCGAAUGCCUGCGUUGGGAUGCAGGUCCGCCAAAGCCUUCACCGCAGCGGGUCACGAGGAAAGCAACGCUGCCCUUGUACCCCGUUGGUCUGCGCUUCCGGAGCUUCCCCAGCGUUGCUCGCAAAUCCACGUCGCGAUUGCAGCUGGUCAACAACGACGUGCUCGUUGGCAUGCCUCGUGUUGCUAGCUGCUGCGCGUACAGCCUCGUAAAGGGGACUCCGUGUAUACCUAAGCGGCGUACGAUCAAGCGCGUCGGGUGCUUGUCUGGCGAGAUGGCUCAGCAUCACCCUCUCUGCUUCCCUAGCCAUCACUACACUCAAGUCAUCGGCAACUCAAGCGCGCACGCGAAAUACGCUCGCGCGGCUACUGCUCGAUCGUCUACUUCCUCUGUCUGCGCUUCGGAGGCUACACGCAAAGACAUGGCGCUCUCGGUCGACGUGGCGUAUAUGUGGGGGAUCGUCAUCUCAUCCUUCCUCUAUGGCGUCUACCUUGUCAUGUUCUGCAUCGCCCUCUACAUCCUCCUCCUCCCCCUUCAACCCUCUUACCGCGCGCGCCGUGAGCCCGUCAAUCGCGUCCUCGUCAGCGUCGCCGUGCUCAUGUGCAUCACCUGUACACUGCACUUCAUCGCGCAAUGCCUCAGAAUUGGAUACGCCUACGUGGAGCACAUCGAGCGCCCGGGCACGCAGCCGCCCUUCCUCGAGGACCUCUCACACCCACUGGCUAUCGUGACGGGCGUUUGCUUCACCGUGGCCGCGAUCUUGACGGAUGCGUUGACGAUCUACCGACUCUACAUGAUCUGGGCGCGGAAUGUCUGGGUGUGUGUCGCGCCGGCGCUCACUCUGGUGGGCAUGAUGGUCUGCGGCUUCGUGAUGUGUGCAGUGACGCAAGAGGCGGGGUCGGAGGUCAUGCUCUACGGGACAUCGGCUGGAUACUGGCUGAUCGCGACGUUCAUCGUCGGCCUAUGCACAAACUUUGUCGCACUCGGUCUCAUCAUUGUCCGCUUCUCCAAACGCGACCGCGCGCAGCCCGAGAGCGCUCGCGGCGUCGGCGGCAUAAGCCUGGUGAUUACGGUCAUCAUUGAGAGCACUCUCAUAUACUCGUACGCCUCCCACUCACCAAAGUUCUUCCCCUUUCUGAUCGUGAUGCGCAGCGGCACGAAAUUCAUCAACUUGAUGCUCCUCAUUGCCCAGUCGAACGUAUCCUACACGUUCUUCUGCAUCGUCAUUCCGGUGAUCGGAAUCGCAUCGCAUUUGCUCAUCAUCCACGUCGGGUAUGAGAAAUACUUCAAGCCCUUGACCAGCCAUGGGCCCUUCUCUUCGGAGCGGGCGGCCACGAGCAUACCGAUGCAAGUUCGAUCGCCGACGAGGAGCCAAUUCGGAGACAGGUCGUCGAAGGUUCCAAGUAGCUUCAUCGACUUCGACACGCCGGAAGACAGUCAUACCGGUGGGAAGGCCUUCGAGCUGACUCCGCCGUUGAUAGGCCCGCCGCCCGUAGUGCGUGGAGGGAGGAAGCCAGACCUGUCGCCGCCACCAUCCCCGCGGACGCUCUUUCCGCCGGCGCCGUCGUCGCGCGGUCUGAUACCAAGGAUAAAGGUGGAUACAGAUGUGGAUGUGUCGUACUAAACGCAUCGCGCGUUGGUGUGAAUUUAAAUUUGGGAUGCACGUGUCGAAGUGCAGCCAUGUAUCAAAUAAGAUGCGAUACAGCUGAGGCGUCUCCAAAAGUAACACACGAAGCGCGGGCUUGUGGCAGAAGAGAUACGGAAUUAAGUGCGAGCGGAUGAUAU